Messenger RNA from Engraulis encrasicolus (European anchovy), 1943 nucleotides. RefSeq names its product coiled-coil domain containing 43 (gene ccdc43). The transcript is spliced from 5 exons. The record is from RefSeq and is a predicted model, not a curated record. Bases 39 to 680 code for a protein of 213 amino acids. Lineage: Eukaryota; Metazoa; Chordata; Actinopteri; Clupeiformes; Engraulidae.
UAUACCCUGGUGUCAAAGAAGGACCCCGAACAGCCAACAUGGCUGCGCCCGCAGGAAUUAACGGAGAGUUUGAAAACUGGUUAAAUGAUCGGCUUGAUUCCCUCGAAGUGGAUAGAGAUGUUUAUGGAGCAUACAUUCUUGGUGUUCUUCAGGAAGAGGAGAGUGAUGAAGAAAAAACGGACGCUUUACGGGACAUUUUGUCCGCUUUUCUGGAAGACGACGCAUUAGAAACUGUCUGCCAGGAGAUUAUCAACCAGUGGACUGAAUCUUGUGCCAAAGCUGCAGUGACGAAGGAUAAGACAGAUGCGGAGGUGCAAGCCAUCGCCAGCCUGAUCGAAAAGCAGGCCCAGAUUGUGGUGAAGCAGAAGGAGGUAUCUGUGGAGGAGAAGAGAGACAAGCAAGCACUCCUGCAACAGUAUGCCAAUGUCACAGAUGAUGAAGAUGAAGAUGAGGAGGAACUGGCAGGAGCUAUGGCCAUCCCCAGUGAAAAAUCUCUCUUUAAGAACACGAACGUUGAGGAUGUGCUGAGUCGCAAGAAGCAGCAGCGGGAACAGGCCAAGGAGGACUCUCAGAAGAAGAAGGAGCAGGACAAGAUGCAGCGGGAAAAGGACAAGCUAGCCAAGCAGGAGAGGAAGGACAAGGAGAAGAAACGCACGCAGAAAGGAGAGCGCAAAAGAUAGAGCAGCCGGACUGGGAGAUGAGACGGCCCUGAUGGUAAAGAAAUGUUGAAUUGACGGUGUUGAGCAUCUUUUCGCUUUGAUUUGACAAUAAUCAACGUUGACUCAACUUCCCUUUGCUAUCAGGGGGAUCAUCUCAGAUCCGAUUGAUGGACUUUUCAAAGAUCAUUUACCCCUCCCCCAACCCCAAAACCUCAAUUGCCAUUUUCCCAAUACAGAGAUGAACAUUUUGUUUUCCCAGAAAUGUAUUUGUGCUGUGUGUGGUGGGUGUGAUGGUAAGGAAAUCAAAGUCAGAUAUUUCUUAAGAGGCCUUCCAUGUUACUUUUUAAGUGUACUUUGUUUUUCUCUCUUUACAAAGUCUAUGUACUGUUGAGGUGUUAAGCGCAUAUAUAACCUUUCCUUUCCCCUUUCUCCUAACAGUCACACAGAAAUAUUGCUAUGGUAUCAACUUUGUGUAGGUUGCCACUGGUCAUGUGUCAUCUGUCUUCUUCCACAAUACAACUCCUCCAGCCUUAACUUCACGUGGUAACUACACGUAAUUUUGAGAUCAAGUGUGAACAAAAGGGCUUUCUUAGCUCAUUUGUUUCUGCAUCAGAGAACAGGGCAAAGUACAAAAGCACUCUUUUUUAUUUGUGAAAAAAAUACUGCUUGGCUGGACAUGUAUUUGUAAAGAACUUCAUCCCUGUUCACCUUCAGAUUUCAGCCCAUUUGUCACAAAUUCUGAAUCUGCAUGAUGAAUUGAAAUAAUUUUCAUUAUGGUUAGUGGGAUGUUUCAUGAUGGUGACAGAGUGGGGUGCUGCUGACAGUUCAGCUAUAGUUGGUUUUGAAGUCCAAGGGUCCAACUCAAUAUCUAACCUCCUGUCUUCUCCUUUUGUUUGUGGCUUCUAUGGAGGAAAAGUUUCCCUGCUGUCAACUUUUGUGGGUACUUUCCCCCCCAUUCAACACCCUACAGGUAAUUGCAAAUGACACGACCUUUGAAUUGAGCUUUUGCGGGAUAUUUAAUAAAACCUCUACAUCUACGACGUCUUGCCUUGCAUCACGAGGCCACAAGCAAAAGGAGAGGAUAGGAGAUUUGAUUUCGAGUUUGACCCAAAGCCAUUACUGGUAUUCUUUUUCACCAAGUAUUAACUGCUAGUUGGGAUGUAAACUUAUACGGUGGCUACCACUGGGCAAGUGUGAAGAAUAUACACACAUUUUAGUGAAAUGGGAUGAAUUGACACAGUUCAUUUAAAGCUGUCAUGACAUUUAUUAAAAGAAACAAAUGAA